Molecule: messenger RNA, 1839 nt
Organism: Mesoplodon densirostris (Blainville's beaked whale)
Lineage: Eukaryota; Metazoa; Chordata; Mammalia; Artiodactyla; Ziphiidae
Product: alpha-fetoprotein-like
Exons: 14
Coding region: 1-1839 (612 amino acids)
Biological process (GO): transport
Cellular component (GO): blood microparticle; cytoplasm
Molecular function (GO): fatty acid binding; zinc ion binding
Source: RefSeq, a predicted model, not a curated record
AUGAAGACUGUUAGACCCAUAUCUUUGCUUGUUUUCUUCAGCUACAUUAAAUGUCAGACUCUUCAGAGAAGUUUACUAGAUGCAGCCAUGCAGCACACUAAUAGCCAGAAUUAUCUAGAGGAAAACUUAAGAGCUGUCACUAGUAUUAUGAUUGCACAGUUUCUUCAGAAAUUGACUUAUGAAAAAGUACAAACCAUAGUUAAAGAAUUGCUAGAUCUUGCAGAGAAGUGCAAGAGUCUCAAGCCACAUGAAUCACCUUCAGAAUGUUGUCACCAAUUGAUGACUACCUUCCUAGAACAUAUUUGCAAUAACCAAGGGUUGGCUGACAGACAUGUAUUUUCUGACUGUUGCAAUACAAAUAACUCAGCAAGACACAAGUGCUUCCUAUCAUACAAAAAGGAUGUUGCAGGUUACAGUGAUAUAUUCCAAAUUUCAAAUCCUGAGCAGAUCUGUGAGAUGAACAAAGAGAAUCAAGUGCCAGUGAAAGAGAGGUACAUUUAUGAAACUUCUAGGAAACAUCCAUUCUUGUAUGGACCCACUAUUCUGACCAUGUCUGCUUGCUAUGAAACAGCUGUUCAGUCUUGUUGCCGAGAAGAAAAUAAGACUGAAUGCUUCCAGAUAAAGCUAGAACCCAUCAGAAAAUACGUUAGAGAAAUGUCUUCGAGGCAUCACCACUUAUGUGAGAUUGGGAUUAAAUUCAACCACAAAGUAGCAAAAGCAGUGGAAUUGGUUCUGUUGACUAAAAAACAACCUAAAGCUAACUUUUCUGAAAUUGCCAAGCUGGCCAUGGAUAUUAAAAAUCUGCAUCAGAUCUGUUGUGAAGGAAAUGCAGUAGCGUGUGUGCUUGGCAGAAGCCAGCUUAUGAACUAUACCUGCUCUAAACAGGCUACACUAUCCAGCAAGAUCACUUCAUGCUGUGAACUGCCAGAACCAUUCCGAGGGGAAUGCAUUAUCAACUCAGAAAAUGACAAAACUGAUCUCUCAUCCCUGCCACUUAGCAGGUUUACAGAAGACCAGUUUGUAUGCAAACAAUUCACUGACAAACAAGAUGACUUCCUACAAGAGUUUCUUUAUGAAUAUUCAAGAAGACAUCCAGAGUUGGCAGUUCCAGUGAUUUUAAGAGUGGAUACAGUAUAUCAAAACUUACUGGGAAAAUGCUGUAAAUUAGAAAAUCCUCUGGAAUGCUAUAGUCAUGGGGAAGAGAUGUUUCAAAGAGUGGUUCAUGAAAGCCAUGAGCAUGUGAAAAAUCAGUGUGAUUUACAUGAGAAAUUAGGAGAUAGUAACUUCCAUGACAGGCUCAUAGUCCUUUAUACUAAGAAAGCCCCACAACUGUCUGCUCAGGAGUUGGUUAUAUUCACGAAGAACAUGGCAGCUGCUGCCACCAAAUGUUGCCCACUGAAUGAUGAGCAACAGUUUUUUUGCAUGGAGAACUCGGCAAAACUAAUUCUUGGAGCUUUAUGCAGAAGACACGAAGCAGAGCCUAUCAAUGCUGGCGUGGGUCACUGUUGUGAUGAUUCGUAUGCCUUCAGGAAGCCUUGCUUUGAUGAUCUGCAAAUAGAUGGAACUUACAUUUCUCCACAUUUAUCCUGUGACCAAGUCGUCAACCUUAAUGUGGACUUGUGCAGAGCUCAGGAGGAGGAAUUACAAACCGAAAAGCAAAAACUCCUCAGCAACCUUGUGAAGCAGGAACCAUAUGCAGCAGAGAUGCAGUUCCAAUCAGUUAUUGUGGAUUUUGCUCACCUGGUGGAGAUGUGCUGUCAAGCAGAGAAAAGUGAAAUGUGUCUCCAAGAAGAGGGGUCCAAACUGAUCAAAAAGUGCCAGUCUCUUUUGGGAGGCUAA